CGAAGCCAUCUCUCCCGGAGGCGACUCGGUGAACUCCGAGGCAGACGGCCCAGUGAAGAGCGCAGGUGAAUGUGAGAUGAUGGUCGUGGCGACGGAGGCUGCCGGGCCGGACAGCGCCGGCGACCCGGUGAAAUGCCCGUCGGCCGAGGCCAAGGCUUGCCGCAUGGUCCCCCUCUCCAGCGCAAUGCUGCAGAAAGCCAGCUUGCACCACACCGCCUCACCCAUGAGAAUGCAGCGUGGCAAAGGGACAGCAGCCUGCUCACACCAGCCGGCCUCCGACUACGAGUUGUCCCUGGAUCUGAAAAACAAGCAGGUAUUACCCCCGGCAUCGCACACAACGCACCUGCACUACAAAAACACGGGCGGCACAAAAUAA
Molecule: messenger RNA, 376 nt
Organism: Leucoraja erinaceus (little skate)
Lineage: Eukaryota; Metazoa; Chordata; Chondrichthyes; Rajiformes; Rajidae
Product: IQ motif and SEC7 domain-containing protein 3-like
Exons: 1
Coding region: 77-376 (99 amino acids)
Source: RefSeq, a predicted model, not a curated record